AUGCCUUUUCUUGGGAAAAAAGUUGGCUUAAUUGUACCUCUGAUAUCUCUCAUAGCACACAAUGUUUUAUUCAAAGCGCCUUAUGCCAGCUUCUCUUGUUCAUUGCUUCAUAUCGGGUGCCCGUCUCAUAUACCAAUUCACGGGUUUGUCAAUGAUGAAUAUAAGGAAGUCUAUAAUAUAUUUGUGAACAAUUUCAAGCAAGGGUUAGAUAUAGGUGCCUCCAUUUCGGCUUACGUAGACGGGAAACAAGUUUUUAGUCUCCAGGGUGGAUGGCAAGACCGAGAUAAACAGAUUGAAUAUACAAAUAAAACCCUACAAAUGGUGUAUUCCUGUACAAAGAGUUUGGGUAGUAUCAUUGUUGCGCAGUUAGUGGAUCAAGGGUUGCUAUCAUACAAUGAACGUAUUUCAACGUAUUGGCCAGAGUUUGCUCAGGGAAACAAGGAAAACGUUACAAUUGAGGACCUUAUGCGACAUAAAUCGGGUUUAGGGGGUUUAGAUGAACCAUUGUCAUAUUAUAACGCAUCUGAUUUAGACAGAUUGGCGGAUGUUCUUGCAAAGCAACGCCAUAACUUUGAUGGAAAACCUGUUCAUGCAUAUCACGUGAUUACACAAGGUUGGAUUCAAAACGAGAUCAUUCGACGUGUAGACCCGCAACACCGCACCCUUAAUGAUUUUGCCCGUGAGUUUAUGGAUAAAUGGGGAUCCGAAUGGUAUUUAAAACCGUAUGCAACAGAGGGUUUGGACAUAAGCCGUAUCGCUCCGUUCUAUCCUAUUCCCAAAUAUCAACAGUAUGCACAUUUGAUCGCUACUGUAUUGAAUCCUUUCAAGGAUAGCUCGCUCAUAUUCGCUUUAUUCAACAAGGACAGUCUUGUUUAUCGAUCUCUUGUGAAUCCUCACAUAAGCCUUGAUACAAAUAUUCAAAAACUCAAUCCCAAACAUCGCUCAAUAGAAAUCCCAUCCUACUCGGGCCAUACAAACGCUGAUUCGAUAGCAAAGCUGGCAGCUAUGAUGGCUAAUCGCGGGAAAGCAAUUGAACAGGGCGAACCGGAUCUUUUUACCAAGGAUACCACAUUUGAAGAGGCAACACGGGUCAUGGAUGACUAUGAAACAGAUGCGAUAUUUCCAAACGAUGUGAUUAAUAACCUUCGUGGUGGACUAGUAAUAUUUCCUAAUGACUACUUGAAUAUUCCGGACUACGACAAAGAAAGUGAGUUGAUUGGAGGUAUUGGGGCCUCAGGAACUUUUUUUGUUUUCAACGAAAAAUAUAAGAUUGGAUUUGCUUAUGUAUCAAACUGUCUCCAUUCUCAAAGGAAUCCGGAUGAGAGGUCAUUGGCCAUCCUCAGAGCAAUUUUAAAAAAAAAUAAAGAAUCAAGAGGAUCUAACUGUUAAAAAAAACA
This is a messenger RNA of Mucor mucedo, 1397 nucleotides long. Its product is annotated as beta-lactamase/transpeptidase-like protein. Bases 1 to 1389 code for a protein of 462 amino acids. The transcript has 4 exons. Lineage: Eukaryota; Fungi; Mucoromycota; Mucoromycetes; Mucorales; Mucoraceae. The record is from RefSeq and is a predicted model, not a curated record.